This is a messenger RNA of Paramecium octaurelia, 870 nucleotides long. Lineage: Eukaryota; Ciliophora; Oligohymenophorea; Peniculida; Parameciidae. The record is from the annotation of a GenBank genome assembly.
AUGGAUAAACUUGAUAAAAUUAUUGCACAAUUAGACGAACUGGAAAUUAGUCAAAAACACAGGGAAGAGUUACUCAAGAGAAAUCAAGCGACAUUCCUCCUGAGAUUGCCAAAAGUACUCAAUCAGAUUUGUUAUUCAGGUCAUUUUAAUUUAGAGAGUGUGUGGAUUUUUGGAUGAUAAUGAUCUAUAUAGAUUUACAGCAACGUGUUCAACACUCAGAAAGGUGAUGUUUUGUCCUUUGGGAUUCAAACUGUUGAUGUUGAGUAGAAAUGCUAAUCAUCUGGUUGGAGGACCCAAACAUUCGCAAAUACAACUUAAACAUGAAAAAAUCGACAUUAUCUCAUGUGGCAGUUUGUCAACCAAUAGUAGUAUGUUUGACACAGAGGAGGAUGCACUAGCCUAAUUAGAGGUUUUGAAGGCUGUGAAGGAUUUCUUAUAGAGCAAAUUGCAGGAUUCAUAAGCAACCAUCUAAAAAUUAUAAGACAUGUUGGAAGAUGCUCAGGCUACUCUCAAAUAUGAAAAAUCAGUUAAUUUAAGGUUGCAAUCCAAAAUAAACAUCCUGCAAAAUCAACUAUCGAUAUCUGAACUUCAGAGGUAGGAUGUUAAGGAGAAUUUGGCAGAAUUGAAUUCCAAAUACAACAAAAUUGUAAGGCAUUAUAGAUAUCCUCAUAGAUCACUUAAAUGGAAUAGGACAAAAUCAUUUUAUUGGAGGAUAAGGAGAAGCUUCUCAAACACAAGAAUGUCUUGAUUGAAGAGGUCUACAGAUUGAGAGGUGUGGUGGCCAAAAUGGAGGAAAAUCAAAACAAUUAUAAGGAAGCCUUACGACAGGUUAAAACCUUUAUGGAAAGCGUAGAAGUUAAACCUAUUUGA